Messenger RNA from Entrophospora sp. SA101, 393 nucleotides. The record is from the annotation of a GenBank genome assembly. Lineage: Eukaryota; Fungi; Glomeromycota; Glomeromycetes; Entrophosporales; Entrophosporaceae.
AUGUUUACUGUAUUUGGAAAUGAUAAAUUAGAUUAUAUAAACUCACAAUCUUCAAUAAAAGAAUUAAAAGAAUGGAAAACUUUCUCAAAAACUGAGUGGUGUAGAAAAAACUUGUUUAAAACGAUAGAAAAUAAUAACAAUAAUACAUAUAUUGCUGAAAUUACAUUGAAAAUAUGGCCAGCUGGUAUUCCAUCUCAGAGCUUGUUCUAUUUUGCAAUGAUAGUUGUAAGUUUACUUCUAGAUCCUAAACAUGGAACAGAUAUGAAAGACAAGCAUGUUGUUAUGAGGAGAUUAGACAUCAGCAAAUCAAGUGAAUCAAGUGAUUCCAAUGAUGCCAGUGAUGCUGAGAAAUAUAGCAAUCAAACUAAAAAAUUAGAAUAUCACAAUGUUUAA